Emiliania huxleyi CCMP1516 is the source of this 705-nucleotide messenger RNA. RefSeq lists its product as hypothetical. NCBI's taxonomy places the organism in Eukaryota, Haptophyta, Isochrysidales, Noelaerhabdaceae. Gene Ontology annotation, biological process: protein ubiquitination. The record is from RefSeq and is a predicted model, not a curated record. Bases 1 to 705 code for a protein of 234 amino acids. Gene Ontology annotation, molecular function: protein binding; ubiquitin-protein transferase activity. The transcript has a single exon.
AUGGCGGAAGAGCUCGUCUGCCCGAUUACGCAGGAGCUGCCGGUCGACCCGGUGACAGCCGAAGACGGGCGCGUGUACGAGCGCAGCGCGAUCGAGGCGCACAUCAAAGGGCGCAGCGCGGAGGCGCUCAAGUCGCCGAUCACCAACGAGCCGAUGGGCCCGCGGCUCUUCCCGGCGGUGCAGACCCGCAACAACAUCGAGCGGAUGGUCAAGAGCGGUGCGAUUGGCGGCGACAAGGCGGCGGCGUGGCAGAAGCGGAUCGAGGAGGAGAAGAGGGUGGCGGAGACGCGGCGCAAGGCGGAGGGCGGCGACAGAGACGCAAUGGCGGAGCUCGGCUUUUGGUACAAGGACGGGCAGAAGGGACUGGCGGUGGACCUGAAGCAGUUCGAGUGGUUUGAGCGGGCGGCGGAGCUGGACGAACCGACCGCGCUCUCAGCGUGCGCACAGGCCUUGCUCGAAGGAAAGGGCGUCGAGCGCGACACCGCACGAGGGCACUUCAUGCUCGGUGCGGGCUGUGCGCUAGGGGCGGAGCACGCCUGCUACUUGAAGGGUUUCGGUCACCAGCUUGGGCUCUGGGGCCUCAAGAAGGACGACAAGCAGGCCACUCGCUGGUUCCGCAAGAUGCCAGGCUGCUCAGUCAAGAACAGCGCCGGAAACCGCGAGAUUGCGGCCAAGUGGCUGCGCGAGCACGCUCCGAUUGUUUGA